Labrus bergylta (ballan wrasse) is the source of this 1544-nucleotide messenger RNA. RefSeq names its product X-box binding protein 1 (gene xbp1). Gene Ontology annotation, cellular component: nucleus. Gene Ontology annotation, biological process: regulation of DNA-templated transcription. Lineage: Eukaryota; Metazoa; Chordata; Actinopteri; Labriformes; Labridae. The record is from RefSeq and is a predicted model, not a curated record. Gene Ontology annotation, molecular function: RNA polymerase II transcription regulatory region sequence-specific DNA binding; DNA-binding transcription factor activity, RNA polymerase II-specific.
CAGCUCUUCUUGUUCAGCAGUUCAGAGUAACAGGGCUCCGGGUCACCAGGGAAACCUCAAGGUUUCCACCGAAUUCAAUAAGGAUACCCGAUUGUUUCUGAUUUCGGACACAGCGCCGGCCGGAUUUACAACCAUGGUGGUGGUAGCAGCAGGGACCGCGGGGACCCACAAAGUGCUCCUGAUAUCCGGAAAGCAGUCCGGCUCGUCCAGCGGCUCACAGGCUGGCUUCAACCGGCCCAUUUCUGUGGUUUUACCGUCAGCGGCGAGCCAGGCGUCGUCGGACUCAGAUUCAAACUCCUGUGUAGGGGUGCCCAUACGAAAAAGACAGAGGCUCACACACUUGAGUCCAGAAGAGAAAGCACUUCGCAGGAAACUCAAGAACAGAGUCGCAGCCCAGACAGCCAGAGACAGGAAAAAGGCCAAAAUGGGAGAGCUGGAACAGCAAGUCCUGGAGAUGGAGCUGGAGAAUCAGAAACUUCACAUUGAAAACAGACUGCUUCGAGAAAAGACAAGUGGCCUACUAACAGAAAAUGAGGAACUGAGACAGAGACUUGGGUUGGACACCCUCGACUCAAAGGAGAAGGUUCAGGGUAUUUUGUCCAACGGGAACGAAACAGAUUUGGGGAUCGGGUCUUCUGAGCGCAGCACUCAGGCUACGUGUGCCUCCGCAGCAGGUGCAGGCCCAGCAGUCCCUAAAUCUGAAGACUUCUCAAUGGAUACAAACAGUCCUGACACUACAGACACUGAGUCUGAUUUGCUACUGGGCAUUCUGGACAUCCUUGACCCAGAGCUGUUCCUCAAGUCUUGUGAGCAGGAGUGCCAGGAGCCGCAGGUGCUGCUGGUCGGAGGGGGGAACCCAGUACCUGCCGCCACACCUGCGCCUCUGGGGGCCCCACCAGUUAAGCUGGAGGCCCUUAAUGAACUGAUCCAUUUUGACCACAUCUACACCAAGCCCGUGGAGGAGGUGAGCAGUGGGCUUUGCAGCGACUCUGAGAGCGACACAGACGAGAACAUAGAUGAGGAAGACUUCCCUGUGUCCGAGGUGGUGGUGGUAGAGGAGGAGACGGUGUGCGUCAAAGACGAGCCUGAAGAAUUGGUCAUCCCCAGCUGUGACACUCACAGUGAAGUGGAUGACUUUUUCUCUGAAACCUCCCCCUCUGUCAUCGGCGGCCUGGACAAGGAAGCCUGCUUGGCGGACACCUACAGCGACUCCGGAUACGAAGGGUCCCCUUCCCCUUUCAGCGACAUGUCCUCUCCCUUGUGCUCUGAGAGCUCUUGGGAGGACAUGUUUGCUAAUGAACUCUUCCCCCAGCUAAUCAGUGUCUGAUUCCACCCAAUAACUUAUGUAAUAUACGCGUAAGAGCUAAUGUGUAGUGUUCAGUAACUACAAAUGCUUCAUAGUCACAGAACACAACUGAACCCACUUUUACCAUAUAUAAAGUUAAACAAAUCUCCUUCUAUAUUACAGCAGGUCUGUACCACUGGCGAUGUUGCAUUGACUUGUGGGAGAUGAGCUCACGACAGCUUCUAUUGGCAUAAUUUAC